AUGUUAUUUGAACCAACAGGUUGGAAAUUGGACACAAAGAGUAUUAAAUUAGGUGGUGUACUCGAAAAGAAAAGUAAGAAUCAAAAGAAGAAAGGAAGACUAGCAAAAAGGAAAGAAAAUAGGGAGAAUGAAGAACUUGCUAGUUCAAAUCUACAAUCAAAUUCAGAUAAAAUAGAAGAUAAAUCGAGUAAACAAGAAAAGAUAGAGAAAAAAGAUAAAAAUAAGAAAAUAAAACAAAAGAGUGAUGACAGUUCCAAAACUGAAAGGUCUAAAAAUAACAACAAAGAAUCAAAAGAUGAAAAGACGGAAAAAUUAGAGUCAGCUCCAAUACCUGUAACAUCCAAAUUGACUCCAUUGCAGCAGAAAAUGAUGAAUAAAUUAUCAGGAUCUAGGUUCAGGUGGAUUAAUGAAAAGCUAUACACCAUUAAGUCAGAAGAUGCAUUGAAAUUAAUUCAAGAACAGCCAGUUUUAUUUGAUGAGUAUCAUCAAGGAUUCAAAUCACAAGUUCAAUCAUGGCCAGAAAAUCCAGUAAAUGUAUUCGUUGAUCAAAUCAAAACCAGAGGUAUAAAGAAAAAUGUAAAUGCACCUGGAGGUUUACCUGGUUUAAAAGAUAAAAAAGUUGUUAUUGCUGAUAUGGGAUGUGGUGAAGCACAAUUGGCAUUAGACGUGAAUAGUUUUGUUUCUAAACAAUCCAAGAAAAUUAAAGGUAGAAAAUUAAACAUUGAAGUUCAUUCAUUUGAUUUGAAAAAGUAUAAUGAUAGGAUAACGGUUGCAGACAUUAAAAAUGUACCAUUGUCUGAUGAGUCAUGUUCAGUAGUUAUUUUUUGUUUAGCUUUAAUGGGUACAAACUUUUUGGAUUUUAUAAAAGAAGCUUACAGAUUAUUAAUACCAAGAGGUGAAUUAUGGAUUGCCGAAAUUAAAUCAAGAUUUUCAGAAACUGAAAAAAACCAACAAGAUAGUGAAGAAUCAGUAGGUAAAGAAUUUGUCGAAACUUUAAAAUUAUGUGGAUUCUUUCAUAAACUGACAGACAAUUCAAAUAAAAUGUUCACAAGAUUUGAAUUUUUCAAACCACCAUUGGAUAUAUUAAAAGAUAGAGAAGAAAAACAAAAUAGGAAAAGAAAAUUCAUUGAAGAUGAAACUGAAAAAGAAAAAUUGGAACAUAAGAGAGAAAAGAAAGCAGAAGGCUCUUGGCUUUUGAAGCCUUGUAUAUAUAAAAGAAGAUAA
This is a messenger RNA of Insectozyma verbasci, 1224 nucleotides long. The record is from the annotation of a GenBank genome assembly. NCBI's taxonomy places the organism in Eukaryota, Fungi, Ascomycota, Pichiomycetes, Serinales, Debaryomycetaceae.